Messenger RNA from Enterobius vermicularis (human pinworm), 747 nucleotides. Lineage: Eukaryota; Metazoa; Nematoda; Chromadorea; Rhabditida; Oxyuridae. The record is from the annotation of a GenBank genome assembly.
AGUGGUGAGGACGGGCGAGAGAAAUUUGAUGAAAAAUCAAACGAAGUAAACUACAGGUACUUAGAGAGAAAAUCGGAUUCUGCCGAUGGAUCUAUAUGUUACUGUGACGAAUACUGCGUUAAACAUUCUGAUUGUUGCUCAGAUUACGCCUCAUAUUCUCAAGAUUGUGUAGUCGAUAAUUGGGGCAAAUGGUCUUCUUGUAUCCCGGACGACAAAAUACGAGGAUGUGGUACUGGAGUUCAAGCUCGAAGAAGAAGGAUCAGCAAACUGCCAAAGGGUGCCGGUAAAGACUGUUCUCCUUUAUUGGAAGAAAGAACUUGUUUCAAACAGUGUCGAAAUCGUCCUUCGAGAGAUACAAAAACAGCUGCUCUACUGUUGGACUACAAAUAUCAAAAAAUUGGUGAAAGAAAGAUCAAUUUUGGGCACCGUUACAUUCAUCUUUUUUCAGUUGUUAUUUGCAGUUACUGCGUGAAGUACAGGUUAGGAUGGGUGAACCAUAACUGUGUGGAUUCCAGAUAUAAACAUAUGCUUUACAAAGGAAACGUUAUUUGUGCGGAGUGUCAACCAGAUGCACAAAUGCAUCGACCUGAUGCUCGUUGUGCAAUGGACUUAGAGGAUGGCAAAACUGGUUUCUGGAAACUGUUAGGGUCACAGUCAUGUAAUGGCAUUUGGACGCGGUUGUCUCGAGUUGACAACUGCAAAUGUUACAAAUCCUUCAAUAGUACCGACUCGUUUCUGUUUGUUUAG